Effrenium voratum is the source of this 1932-nucleotide messenger RNA. Lineage: Eukaryota; Dinophyceae; Suessiales; Symbiodiniaceae. The record is from the annotation of a GenBank genome assembly.
AUGCCGUUGCCAGCGAUUCUUAGCAGCUGCGUGGACGCUAUCAGCAAUCGUCUGGAAGAGCUGGUGUGUCAUUGCAAACAGCUGCAUACACUCAACCAGUCGCUGGAGAUGGAGAAUGCAUCCUUGCGUUUGAAGCUUGGCUCCAUCGGGGAGAGACGCGAGGUCUCCAACUGCGUGUCCACACCAGAGGUGGAGGCUGCCGAGCAGGCGCAAAACCUCCCUCGGGUCAAGGACGUUUUUCUGGAGCCGGAAAGACCAGAUGAAGUGAUGCUGCCUGGAAGGCUUCCACUUCCACCUCCAGCACGCCACCCCUGGAUGCCGGAUCCCGAAGGGAGCCCGGCGGACAGCGAGUUGCGGCUGCUCGGUGUACCAUCACGAGUAGCCACUACCGAGCUGGAGGAGGAAGCGGAGGAGUCUGACGUGGAGUACUUAGAUGCCAAGAGCAUGCACUUUGAUACGCUGGUCUCGCAUCGGCUGCAGCUGAUCACUGACACCAGGUUGGCGGAUGAUACUACAUUCAACCGGGCGGAGUGGGAACAGACCUGGAACCUCAUGAAACUUGAGUCAGAUGAAUACACGGGCGCAAAAGUCUUCCAGAGCUUCGUGAAUACUUUAUUCUUUAAGACGGUGAGCAUGCUUGCCAUCAUGGCGAAUGCUGUAUACAUCGGACUUCGCACCGACCAGCAGAUCAAGAAUAGCUUCUCCAGGGUACAAGGCCAGACGCCCGCGGAUAUGGAGAACUUGUUAGAGUGGGUCUUCCUGGUGUGGUUCUCCGUUGAGAUAUUGCUGAACUUGAUUGCUUUUCGCACCAACUUCUUCAUAGGCAAAAACUGGCACUGGAACAUAUUCGACCUCUUCUUGGUGGGGAACGCUGCAGUUGAGGUCAUGGUUCCUUCCCUCUUUGCCAACAUGUCCUUCCUCCGCAUCUGCCGGGUCUUCAGACUAAUCCGAGUGGUGCGCCUGGUGCGGACGGUGAAGUGGCUGCGAAGCCUUCGAACCAUGCUGUUCGCCAUCAUCAAGUCCAUCUCUUGCCUGCUUUGGGCGUUUGUGAUGAUUAUAUUGGUGAUGUUCGUGUUCAGCAUAAUUUUUGGCAAUGCUGCUGCCUCGUACUUUGAAACGCUGGAUUUGAACGACCCCACGGAAGUGGAGAAUGCCCUACGAGUUCAUCUUCUCUUCGGCAGCAUGUACGAGUCCUGUGUCAGCCUUUUUUGCGCCAUCUUCGGAGGCAAUGAUUGGAUGUUCUACGGAGAUAUGCUUCGCAUCCUGGGCUCUGGCGAUUUGUACUUUGUAUUUUUCCUGUUCUACAUUGGCUUCUGCCUAGUGGGACUUCUCAAUGUGGUCACCGGUAUCUUCGUUGAUAGCGCUGUGUGUACACGUACUGAGGACGAGGUUGUGGAUUCCUACCGAGAAGAUCUGCAAAGAACCUCUGACGAAGUCAAGCGUAUCUUCAAUGCAGCAGACACGCACAGCUCCGGCAUGCUAACGUUGGAGGCCUUUUCCCAGUGUUUGAACCAGAAUGCCUGGGUGGCCGCCUACUUUGCUGGCCUGGACAUUGGCGCAGAUGAUGCAGGCACCAUCUUCACGCUCAUGGACACCAACAACAGUGGUGACAUCACCGUGGAUGAGUUUGUGCAGGGCACCAUGAAGCUGAAGGGCCAUGCCAAGAGCAUCGACAUCUUUGCCAUUAUGUUCGACAUCACCAGGCUGGGGCUGCAAGUUCAGAAGCUGUGCUCCUCCAUGGAGGACCAGUUCCGCGACAUCAAGCGUAUUCUGGAGCCUGGCAGGGCGCUGCCCAAGAAGCGGCUGUUCAAGCCAGUGAAGCAGCUGAUGCAGGAGUUGGAUCAGCCUGAUUCAGAUGACCCCACCAGGCCCAAAGAUGCGUCAACGCGGUUGAGGCUUCUCAAGCGGCUGUCGCAAGCCCGAGUGGCAUGA